AUGGGUACUGGCAUGUGUUCGAGGAGGCAGAAGGGGCUUCUGCAGACCGGGUUUUGCCUGGUGACUGUGGCGUGUUUGGGCUCGGGAGUUUUCAUGUACAAUCACUUGCAGCAAAAGGUGCGGAAUGCUGAAGCCUUGGCCCAGAAAUACAAACAGCAGCAGGAAGCACUGUCUGCCCAGCUCCAAGUCGUGUAUGAGCACAGAUCCCGGCUAGAACGAUCCUUGCAGAAGGAGCGAGGGGAGCACAAGAAGACAAAGGAAGAUUUUCUAGUAUAUAAGUUAGAAGCUCAGGAAGCCCUCAACAAGGAGAAGCAAGAUUCUAUGAACAGAUAUGGGGCCCUCAGUUCCCAGCACAAGAUACUGAAGAACCAGCACGAAGAUGUCAAGAAGCAGCUGCUUGACCUGCAGCUGCAGCACAACAGCUUGAAACUGGAACACCGUAAGACACUGGAGACCCAUAGCCAGAAAUAUGCUCAGCUGCAGCAGGAGAAGGACAGUGAAGUCACAAACUUGCAGGAUACGGUCUUUAAACUCAGAGAAGAGAGCAAGCUUCUUCGGAAGGCUCACCAGGAAGUUCACUCUCAGCUCCUUAAUGCCCAGGCCCAGAUGGAAGAGUUCAGGCAGCUCAAAGAAGCUCUACAGAAGAUGCCGAGCUUCAAAGGAGGAGGAGUUGGGAAGGGACAGCAACAGUUCCAGGUGCUGAAGGAGCAGCCUGCGGUGCCAGCCAACAGCCAGUUGCAGCUUGUGAGACAGAAGGCUUUUCCAGUCAAUCAGGAGAAUCGCCCUGUUGGGAACCCACUGGCAUCACAAGUCUCUGGGGUUCAGAGGCAGGCAGAUGGCCCUCUGCUGCAGGGCCAGAACUCAUACAGUAACGAUGGCCUGAGGCCACAGGCUAAUGUGCCCUUUACCCAUCCAGUGCCACUGCAAGAUGCCAAUUCACUGCCAGGUGGUGCUAUGCCAGCCUGGCCAGCAAGGCGUGGAGAUGGCCAUGUGAUCCGAUUCACCCGGACCAUGAACAGUCUACCAAAUGGGAACCCGGAUCUAAAGAUGGUGAUGCGCAUUCAGGUGAAAAGCAAUGAGGAAAGCCAGGUUCCUGGAUUGUCACUGCCUGAUCUGAAACAACCCUCUGUGGCAGACAAACCUCACGUGCCAGACAACCACCACUCUACAGGGAGCAAACAGGUGCAAAUGCAAAGCUGGAGAGACAUAGUUGACAAAGUGAAUGCCCAGAUGGAUGAACAACAAGUGCACAGUUACCCAAAGAGCCUUCAUUUGGAUCCCAAGCCUGGGCAAGAGAUGCAGAAGGGCAGCCCACAGCCACCUCAUCAGAAGAGUGGGAAAGAGCAUCAAAUAGCUGAUCAGGAAGGCGAAAAGGAAAAGACAGAUAACGAGGAACUCGAAAUGGAUGCAGGAGUGAUUGAGAGAGAGGAAAAUUUGCACUCUCAGAAGGAGACUGUCAUCCAGGAACCAAUGAUGCCAGAUGAUGCUGCAGAUCCUGCCCAGGAUCCCAAUAACCAAGGUGAGGAUGAGUUUGAGGAAGCUGAGCUGGAGAGACCUGACUUUGAAGAGAAGGAUGCUGUCAGACCUGCCAAGCCCAGAGAUGACCCAAUGGAUGAUUAUCAAGAAGAUCAAGAGCAAGAAAUUGAGGAUCAUGGAGGUGAAGUGGAUGACAAUGACGACCUGGAACUUGCCCAAGACCAGAAGGACCAUGCAGGCAUACAGGCAGCUGAUGGCAAGAAGGAUGACUACUACUGA
This is a messenger RNA of Tauraco erythrolophus (red-crested turaco), 1755 nucleotides long. The record is from RefSeq and is a predicted model, not a curated record. Lineage: Eukaryota; Metazoa; Chordata; Aves; Musophagiformes; Musophagidae.